This is a messenger RNA of Acanthopagrus latus (yellowfin seabream), 2520 nucleotides long. RefSeq names its product yippee-like 1 (gene ypel1). Lineage: Eukaryota; Metazoa; Chordata; Actinopteri; Spariformes; Sparidae. The coding region runs from base 1158 to 1517 and encodes 119 amino acids. The record is from RefSeq and is a predicted model, not a curated record. The transcript is spliced from 7 exons.
AUGUCUGCCCUUACCCCCAAGGAAAAUAAAUAAUCCUCGUUAACCACGUUUUGACAAAAUGUAUGUGGAUUUUCCAAACCUACUAUAAGCCUAAAAUACACAACUGUUCUUACUUUCCACCCUUGAACAAUUGAGAAAUGACCCACAAAAACGUGAUAACAUCUAAAACAUCUCAAUGAAAACCGAGCCAGUUGUGGACGAAAGCUUCAGAAACAAGUUGCGGCUCGUGGUGGGAUUUUAUUCUUUUUCAAACUUCCAGGCUAUGUUCUCAUUUUUAUUUUCAAGUUUCACGUUUUUUAACAUAUUUAGAUGAAUGUUGUCUGACCAAUGUUUGUUUCUGCAUAUUCCAAUGAGCGCAGAGUUAUUAUUCCUGCGACUUGUUUCUAUUUAAAAACAAGCCUCUUGUAUCGAUGAAGUUGUUCCACGUUGAUUUUCUUUGCGCUCCUUUCCCAAUUCACUUAUUUCCAGCAGCUCCUGAAGGCAGCACGGGUAGAUGGAAAUUAAACACCGCUUCUUCUUCUUUCUUUCUUUUUUUUUUUUUUUUAAAUCUCCACUUUUUGUUUAUGUUUCAGACCUAAAUCGGCUCUCGGUUGUCAUACAAACGAGACUCCAAACGCAUCCAAACAGUUCUGUGACAGAUCCGGGUCGUGUGCAUUAUUCAAAAGGCGCUGCGCAUCACAGCUAAUUAGGAUUUCAGUAUAAAUAAGGCCGCAGACGGGACGGCUCGUCCUGUCCUGCCGCUGAUGUCGGAGAGCUAAAGACUCCAGCUCCAGCGGAGAGGCAGCCUCGUCACCGGGUUGUUUUGGUUUCCGAUGGGGGGAAGGCGAGGUGUUUUUGGGGUCACACAUUCAUUGUGUCUUGGCUGCAUUGUCUCAUCGGCUGUUCUAGUCCGUCCUGCGUGUGAACUGAACUGGCAUGCGCUUUGUGUUCUGUAGCGAUGGAUCUCCUGCAGGCAUGCUGAAUUCAUCUCAGAACAUCAUGAGAACAUAGUUUGAUUUUCUCCUGUGGUGUCUGUGUGGAGCGUGCCACACACCCACUCCACAACAACGACGGCUUUUGCUUGCAUCUUCCAGUGUUUCUUCUGUCAGCAAGUCCAGCAGAGCUGCAACUCUUCCAGUGCCAGCCCUGACACCACUGAGGAGCCCUGCCCCACUGACAUGGUGAAGAUGACCAAGUCAAAGACCUUCCAGGCUUACCUGCCAUCUUGCCACCGCACCUACAGCUGCAUCCACUGCCGGGCACACCUGGCCAACCACGACGAGCUCAUCUCAAAGUCAUUUCAAGGCAGUCAAGGAAGAGCCUAUCUGUUUAAUUCAGUGGUGAAUGUCGGCUGCGGGCCAGCGGAGGAGCGGGUACUCCUCACAGGUUUACAUGCUGUGGCUGAUAUCUACUGUGAAAACUGUAAAACCACCCUGGGUUGGAAAUAUGAGCACGCGUUUGAGAGCAGUCAAAAGUACAAAGAGGGAAAGUUCAUCAUCGAGCUGGCUCACAUGAUCAAGGACAACGGAUGGGAGUGACGCUCCGGCCGCGCUCUUGUCUUUUUCUGACCUUGGAAUGCUCUCUUUAUCGAACUGCGUGGAGCAUCGACCACCCUGCCCCCCUCGAACCUCCCCUCACCCCCUUCUCCAACUCCUCCCUUACAGAAACCCUCCACAAAACCUCCACGCCGCCCUUCACGUGCACACACCCACCGGCUCAUCGUGAAACCGAAUAGAACAAAUGACAUCAACAGCGACGACGAGGAAUUGGAGCAACUGUUGAGAAAUCACAUCCCAGGAGUCCUGUCGUUACUUCAGAGAUUGCGUGUUCUCCUUCGCGGCUCGGGAGCUUUUGGGUUUGACCCCGCCCCGCUCACUCUCACAACCCCUCCACCCCCUCCUCCACCGAACCACGCUUACAAGUGAUUGUGGUGAUAUGGCGACCACUAAGCGUAGGGAGAAAGACUUCACUGAAAGGACAUGUCUUUGUUUUCUUUAUUUUCGCCCAUACAGCGAGACGAAUGACUUUGAUGACUUUCGUUAUUUUAAUGUUAUUUGCUAUGUUAUUUUGGUAGUUUUAACUUCUGGGUUUGGUAAGGUUUUGGUUUUGAUGGCAGAUGGAUGUUACUGGUUAGCAUUUUUAUUUCCCUGUCGAGUCUGUCAUAUUUUGGUUUGUUUGUUUUUUGGCUUGUUGUAUCUCUGCCCAUAGCUGAGCAUGUUUUUCUUUUGCUAAUGUCCAAAUGAGCAAUCAGGGACGGGUGAGCAGCGGAGGGGAAAGGGAGUUUAUCAUAGUUACAAAUAUGUAGCAGCAUCUUGCUUUUUUUUUUUGUUUGUUUUUUAAGUGGCUAUGGAUGGGAUUGCAGUUGUGUGGGGUUUUUAUUCCUGGUAUUUUUUUUUUUUCUUUCCCAUUUUUAAUUUUUAACUUUUUACUUUCUUGUGAAUGUCUUUAUCCUCUUCCCGCCCACUUUCUGGUACUUUUGAGCACCCAAAAAUCAUUGAAAGCAGCACCUAGUAUUUGUUUGACAUAAAUAUAUAUAUAUAU